GUCACUUUUCUUAAACUUUACACCAAUCACAUAUCAUUACACUUGUCAUAUGAUUGAUUUCAAUUUAACCGAGUCAGCUCUGAACUAUAAAUUCGCGGCUACAAAACAUAAAGUAUAUUUAUGAGUGUUAAUGUACUUUACCCUCCUAAAAAUUCAAAUAUCUUCUUGUCGUAGUCGACUUAGUAUAAUACUUUUUUGUCUGAAUCCAUGUUUAUCUUAUUUCCUUUGCUGUUGACUUUAAGGACCAAAACUUGUGCAUCUGAGCCUUCAAGCUACAGUUUCUUCUCCCUUUGCUGCCCUCUUUUGACCAUAUCCAUUCGCAGUAUGAAAACGUUAGAUUCAAAUACACAAACAAUUUCAGAUGAUCAGAACUUCGACAGAGCAAGCGAGUUAAAAGCCUUCGACGAAACAAAAGCGGGUGUGAAGGGACUAGUCGACGCUGGAACCACAACGGUCCCUCGAAUUUUCUUCUCACCGCCGGAUGAAUUCGACAACGCUGCUGAUGUUAGUACACUUGGAGUCAGCAUUCCAGUACUUGACCUUGAUGGCAUCGACAAGGAUCCGGGCCGACGAAGAGAUAUAGUCCACAGAGUCCGGCAGGCGUCCGAGACGUGGGGUUUCUUCCAGGUGGUGAACCAUGGCGUUCCGGUGAGCGUGUUGGACGAAAUGUUGGAGGGCGUGCGGCGGUUCUAUGAGCAGGACACGGAGGUUAAGAAGAAGUGGUACACGCGGGACGGAUCCGAGACGGUUGUUUAUAACAGUAACUUCGAUCUAUAUAGGGCUGCAUCGGCGAACUGGAGGGAUACGACUUAUUGCAACAUGGCUCCUAGGCUUCCCUGCCCGGAGGAGUUGCCAGAGGCAUGCCGAGACAUAAUGCUGGAGUACUCCAAGCACAUAACUAGAUUAGGUCGUUUUCUGUUUGAGUUGCUAUCGGAGGCUCUUGGUCUCAAUCCAGACCAUCUCAACAACCUUGGAUGCUCCGAGGGGCUUGCCGUCUUGUACCACUACUAUCCAGCGUGCCCGGAGCCAGAAAAGACGUUAGGCGCGAGCAAGCACGCCGACUACGACUUCCUCACCGUGCUACUCCAGGACAAUAUAGGAGGACUUCAAGUUCUUUUCCAGAACCUGUGGGUUGACAUCCCACCUCUGUCUGGAGCUCUAGUGGUUAACGUUGGAGACCUUUUGCAGCUAAUAUCAAACGACAAGUUCAAGAGCAGCCAACACAGAGUGCUAGCAAACCGUGGUGGCCCCAGGGUAUCUGUCGCAUGUUUCUUCACUACCGGUUUGAUGCCGUCGACGAAGCUCUAUGGGCCUAUACAGGAGUUGCUGUCGGAAGAAGACAAUCCUCCCAAGUACAGAGAAACUACAGUCAGAGAGUACUCACUACACUACAAUGCAAAAGGGCUUGGUGGGACUUCAGCUUUGUCGGAUUUCAUGCUCUAAAUGUGCAAAAUUUGGGCCUGCUGGCUGCUUGCAGGAAUGGUCUCUUACAUCUACUUAAUAUGUAAGAAAUUCAUAAAUGAUACUUUAUGACAAGAAUAACUAGAAUAAUAUGCAAUUGUUCAAGCUGU
Molecule: messenger RNA, 1571 nt
Organism: Sesamum indicum (sesame)
Lineage: Eukaryota; Viridiplantae; Streptophyta; Magnoliopsida; Lamiales; Pedaliaceae
Product: 1-aminocyclopropane-1-carboxylate oxidase homolog 1
Source: RefSeq, a predicted model, not a curated record